Messenger RNA from Calliphora vicina (urban bluebottle blowfly), 2028 nucleotides. RefSeq names its product Hexamethylene bisacetamide inducible (gene Hexim). NCBI's taxonomy places the organism in Eukaryota, Metazoa, Arthropoda, Insecta, Diptera, Calliphoridae. The coding region runs from base 197 to 1540 and encodes 447 amino acids. Gene Ontology annotation, molecular function: cyclin-dependent protein serine/threonine kinase inhibitor activity; 7SK snRNA binding. Gene Ontology annotation, biological process: negative regulation of transcription by RNA polymerase II; negative regulation of cyclin-dependent protein serine/threonine kinase activity. The transcript has 3 exons. Gene Ontology annotation, cellular component: nucleus; nucleoplasm; cytoplasm. The record is from RefSeq and is a predicted model, not a curated record.
UAUGAAGGGGACGUUUAUUAUUGAGAAAAUGGCGAUAGAAUUCAAAUCAAGCAGAUACAUCGCGGACAAUUCAAGUGAUUUAAUUAAAGUCGAAAAGUGAAGUGAUAUAGAGUUAAUAUUUGCAUUUUGAAAAGGUUUAAAAUCGUUACGCGUUACAAAAUAACUUGGUUCAAGUUUUCGACAAAAACAAAAUACUAUGGAAAUAGCAAUAAAAAACGUAAAUUCCCCCGAAAAAUUAACUGAAUCCCCAAUCCAAGAUGAAGUGGUUGUAUUACCGUCAGAGGGACCCCCUAAAGGACCAUCACUGGUUAGUCCACCCGGCCACCAACAUCAACAACAGCCACAGCUAAAAACAAAACGAAAGCAUAGACGCGGCAAACCGAAAGCUAAAAAUGUCAAUAAACCGUACAAGAAAACCAAUUGGAGAUUCCAAAUGCCACGCAUCAACUACAGUAAAUGUGGUUCAGCCGGCGGCAGUGGUGGUGGCAAUCGACGCGAAAAACUGCAACGUUCUCGCUCUUUAGUACCCUACAAUACCAAUAAAUUCUUGAUGGAAGAACAUUUAGCAGAAGUACCCAGUGCUCUUCUAACACCCACGGGCAGAACACGAGACUCAAGUUUCUCUAUGGACUCGGAAGACAAUUAUUUUUUCUCUUUACCCGAAGAUGAAGAAGAAUUUCUGACAAAAGAAUUUGCCAAUGUUUACGAAAAGGCUAGAGUUGAACGUUUAGAGAGCUUGAGUAAACAGGAACUUAUUGAGGAGUGUUUGCAAAUUGAGGAUCGUUACUCCAAAGAUCAGGGUAACCAAAGACAACAGCAACUGAAUAUACAACGUAUAGCACAAGAAUAUAUGGCUAAAAUACGACUCCUAGAUGAGAAAGUCAAAGCGCUGUCGAGUGAGAAUCAUAAUCUGCGCUGUCAGUUAAUGCGUUCGGCGGCUUUUGCGGCCGCUGCAGCAGCCUCACCACCUUCGGCAGCUGCUCCUAUGGGAGCGGCCUGCCAACCUACCCCCAUGGAUUCUUCGAGUGAGGACAGCGAAAGUGAUAGUUCUACAUCCAGCUCGUCAUCGUCCUCUUCAUCUUCGUCGAGCAACGAGGAGCGCCAACCAGUCCGUCGCAGACGUAGUUGUUCUUCACACAGUUCUUUAAGUGAGUACAAUGGCUAUAUAGAAAAUAACUAUAUGCACAAUAAUCUAGCUGAAGACCGCGUUAGUGGUGCAGUAAAUAAUAAUGCGCAACAGCCACCACCUGCUGCCGCACGUAUGGCCAGUGUCAAUGAAGAAGAAGAUUGUGAACGCCGCCAAUUGCUGGAUGAUCAUAUGGACGACGAAGAUGAUGUUGAAGGUGAUGAUGAGUAUGAAGAAAAUUCGCCCAAACUUAAUGGUUUUCGUAAGGAAAAACCACAGCAAGCUCAACAAGCAAGUGUUAAUAUAUCACCAAAUGUAAAUAGAGCCAUUGAAAAUAAUGCCGGCAUUCAAAAUGUAGCUAAUAACGAUGGUGGUAAUAUUGAUGUAGUAGUAGUAGAAAAUCCUUCAAACUAGUUACUCAUUAAAGUGUGAAUAAUGUCAAAUUCAUAACAUUUACGGACACACAAUCACACACACAUACCCACCCUUAUUGUUCCUCGAAAGCAACAAACUUUAUUCUAAUAUUUCCCUUGACCCUCUCCCCCUCACCAAACAAAUUAUAUGUGAUUAAGAAAAACUAACUCUUUUUGAUAAAAAGAAAGUAUAAUUAAUAAUAAAGUUGAAUAUUUCUUAGUUCACUAUUUUUAUUUUCAUGUUUUUUUCAUCUCAUAUUCAAAAUUUUAUAAAUAUUUUUUGUUGUAUUUAAAAAAAUAUGUAAUAAUUUUUCAAAUAAUUUUUGUUUAAUUAAUUUUCAUGUUUAUUAUUUUUUUUUUAUAAAUAUUUUAUAAAACGCUAAGAAAAAAUUAAGCUAUGAUUUUUUAAUUUUUAUUCUUGUAAAAAAUUAAUUGGAAAAAUUAAAAAAAAAUAUAUUUAAUAUAUACAUACAUACAUUCGUAACAAGA